Molecule: messenger RNA, 2255 nt
Organism: Elephantulus edwardii (Cape elephant shrew)
Lineage: Eukaryota; Metazoa; Chordata; Mammalia; Macroscelidea; Macroscelididae
Gene: MAG
Product: myelin associated glycoprotein
Exons: 9
Coding region: 12-1892 (626 amino acids)
Source: RefSeq, a predicted model, not a curated record
UGCUGUACAAAAUGAUAUUCCUCACGGCGCUGCCCCUGUUUUGGAUCAUGAUUUCAGCCUCUCGAGGGGGCCACUGGGGCGCUUGGAUGCCUUCGUCCAUCUCGGCCUUCGAGGGUACAUGCGUCUCCAUCCCCUGCCGCUUCGACUUCCCAGACGAGCUGCGGCCUGCCGUGGUGCAUGGUGUCUGGUACUUCAAUAGCCCCUAUCCCAAGAACUAUCCGCCGGUGGUCUUCAAGUCUCGCACACAAGUUGUCCAUGAGAGCUUCCAGGGCCGCAGCCGCCUCCUGGGCGACCUGGGCCUGCGCAACUGCACCCUUCUGCUCAGCAACCUCAGCCCGGAGCUGGGCGGCAAGUACUACUUCCGGGGAGACCUAGGGGGCUACAACCAGUACACCUUCUCAGAGCACAGCGUCCUGGACAUCAUCAACACCCCCAACAUUGUGGUGCCCCCUGAGGUGGUGGCAGGCACGGAGGUGGAGGUCAGUUGCAUGGUGCCGGACAACUGCCCAGAACUGCGUCCAGAGCUCGGCUGGCUGGGCCACGAAGAGAUCGGGGAGCCAGCUGUGCUGGGCCGGCUGCGGGAGGACGAGGGCACCUGGGUCCAGGUGUCGCUCCUGCACUUCGUGCCCACCAGGGAGGCCAACGGCCACCGGCUGGGCUGCCAGGCCUCCUUCCCCAACACCAGCUUGCAGUUCGAGGGCUAUGCCAGCCUAGACGUCAAAUACCCCCCCAUGAUUGUGGAGAUGAACUCCUCCGUAGAGGCCAUCGAGGGCUCCCACGUCAGCCUGCUCUGUGGGGCCGACAGCAACCCGCCCCCACUGCUGACUUGGAUGCGGGACGGGACGGUUCUCCGGGAGGCUGUGGCCGAGAGUCUGGUCUUGGAGCUGGAAGAGGUGACCCCAGGGGAGGAUGGCGUCUACGCCUGCCUGGCCGAGAACGCCUAUGGCCAGGACAACCGCACCGUGGAACUCAGCGUCAUGUAUGCACCCUGGAAGCCGACGGUGAACGGGACAGUGGUGGCCGUUGAGGGGGAGACGGUGUCCAUUUUGUGCUCCACACAGAGCAAUCCGGAUCCCAUUCUCACCAUCUUCAAGGAGAAGCAGAUCUUAGCCACGGUCAUCUACGAGAGUGAGCUGCAGCUGGAGCUGCCAGCGGUCACACCAGAAGAUGACGGAGAGUACUGGUGUGUGGCCGAGAACCAAUAUGGCCAGAGGGCCACUGCCUUCAACCUCUCUGUGGAGUUUGCCCCCAUGAUCCUCCUGGAGUCCCAUUGUGCAGCGGCCCGUGACACCGUGCAGUGCCUGUGUGUGGUGAAGGCCAACCCAGAGCCAGCCGUGGCCUUCGAAUUGCCCUCGCGCAACGUGACGGUGAACGAGACUGAGCGGGAAUUUGUGUACUCAGAACGCAGUGGCCUCCUGCUCACCAGCAUCCUGACGCUGCGCGGGCAGGCCCAGGCCCCGCCCCGGGUCAUCUGCACUGCCCGCAACCUCUACGGCACCAAGAGCCUGGAGCUGCCCUUCCAGGGAGCCCAUCGCUUAAUGUGGGCCAAAAUCGGGCCUGUGGGAGCCGUGGUCGCCUUUGCCAUCCUCAUUGCCAUCGUCUGCUACAUCACCCAGACUCGCAGAAAAAAGAAUGUGGCAGAGAGCCCCAGCUUCUCAGCAGGGGACAAUCCCCCUGUCCUGUUCAGCAGUGACUUCCGCAUCUCUGGGGCUCCGGAGAAAUACGAGAGCGAGAAGCAUUUAGGAUCUGAAAGGAGGCUGCUGGGCCUUCGGGGGGAGCCCCCAGAGCUGGACCUGAGCUAUUCCCACUCGGACCUGGGCAAACGACCCACCAAGGACAGCUACACCCUGACGGAAGAGCUGGCAGAGUACGCUGAGAUCCGUGUCAAAUGAUGGGAUCGGGCGAUUGGUGCAGUCAAGCCAUCAGGAUCCUUGCUGGUGCCCGCUGACUGUGGGCUCCACUCCUCCCAAAAGUAGGGGGACUGGGGCAGGAAAAGGGUGGGCAGCAGUUUCGGGUCCUGGGGGCCUGGCGCCUGUACCUUCCCAGCUGCUGCCCCCUGCCCCACCCCACCCGCCAACUCCCCUCACCGUGGCUCCUCUCCAACCUUCCUUUAACCUCAUCCGUCUGGAGGGGAACAUUGUCUGUCCGUGUUAUUUAUUUUUACCUUCUGCCUGGUUCCUGCCCCACCCCCCCACCUCCAUUCCUAGUCCUGGGCUUUUACAAAAGGGACAAGAAAUAAAUGCCCCAGAGCCAAA